Molecule: messenger RNA, 4639 nt
Organism: Manihot esculenta (cassava)
Lineage: Eukaryota; Viridiplantae; Streptophyta; Magnoliopsida; Malpighiales; Euphorbiaceae
Product: E3 ubiquitin-protein ligase RKP
Exons: 11
Coding region: 341-4168 (1275 amino acids)
Cellular component (GO): cytoplasm
Molecular function (GO): ubiquitin-protein transferase activity; protein binding
Source: RefSeq, a predicted model, not a curated record
UAGGAAAUUAAACGAACUAGGAAUUCUCUCAUUUAGUCCACACGCCUGCUUCCCCCUUUGGCUCUUUCUCUCUUACAAAAGUUUUCCUUUUAUAAAUUAUUGAUUCUCUCUAAAUUUCUCUCUAAAUGGCAUUGAAAACCCUAACAUGGGCUCGCCGCCUUUGCUGUUUCAAGUAAAAAGGAGUAACAGCGUAUUCACCUAUUCAGAAGGAUGGCGGAUGGCUAGGGUGGUGAUUUUAUUCGGCAAGGAUUAGCAUUUGGAGGGGUAAUCAAGGAUUUUAAUUUGAAAAGUUUUUAGCGGGCGUUGUUAACUGGACAGAUUUUGCUUUUCGUUAUUGCAAAUGGCAGAUGAUGGCAUAAGGGUAGGUGGGCUUUCAUCUGGAUUGGCUGUAAUAUUGAAUGGUGAGGAUGGGAAGGAGAAUUCGUCAAAAACUCAUCUGGUUUCAUAUUGUGAUGAUUUUGGUAAUCAGCCUGUGGAGCGAGCUCUUGAAUACAUUUUUGGUCUUCCCAGCAAAUCUAUUGGUCCAUUGACUGGUCCAGUUGACAGUGAUGUAAUCCGCUCUAUUAUCAAGGGUAAUUUUUUGAAAUUUCAUUCGAAUUCUGACUCUUUGGCUAGCAAUAGGGAAGGACUUGUUGUUUUGGACAAUGGCUGCCAGCCUUACAAAGUUGGGCUUGAAGAAUUAAGCAUUUAUGGUGAUAUUAGAAUUGUGAAGCCCCCUUUGCUUUUGGAGAGUUUAGCAAUCUUCAGUAGCGCCAGGGCUAACGUUUGUGUUUGGAAAGGAAAAUGGAUGUAUGAAGUUACACUAGAAACUUCUGGCAUACAACAGCUUGGAUGGGCAACACUAUCUUGCCCUUUCACUGAGCAUAAGGGUGUAGGUGAUGUGGAUGAUUCUUAUGCAUUUGAUGGGAAAAGGGUUAGGAAGUGGAAUAAGGAGGAUGAGCCAUAUGGCCAAUCAUGGGUUGCUGGUGAUGUCAUUGGUUGUUGCAUUGAUUUGGAUCAUGAUGAGAUAUUGUUUUACAGAAAUGGUGUAUCUCUUGGGGUGGCCUUUCAUGGUAUUCGCAAAAAGGGACCUGGAUUUGGAUAUUACCCUGCAUUGUCUCUUUCUCAAGGUGAAUGCUGUGAAUUAAAUUUUGGGGCUCGGCCCUUCAAAUACCCUAUUCAGGGCUUCCUUCCCCUUCAGGAACCUCCCUCGAUAAAUCUUUUUGCUACUCGGUUGCUUCGAUGCUUAUCCAAGUUUUUUGAUCUGCAGCGUAUGGAGGGAGUUGAUAGUUCAUCAGUUGGGAAAUUAAGAAGAUUAAAGAGGUUUGUGUCACUUGAUGAACUAUUUUAUCCUGUUUGUCAUGGGAUAUGUGAGGAAUUGUUCUGUAUACUUGAGGAAGAUGCAGGGAACACAGAGUAUGUAGCAUGGGGUCCACUCCUUUCAUUCAUGAUGGAGGUCUUCAGAUUGCAGCCAGCACAUGACUAUUCGAGUUUGGAUAGACUUAUAGAUAUGCUCCUAGAGUUUCAGGAAUCACGUCUAAUGUUUGAGUGUAUCUUCAGCGCCCUUUCAAGUUGCUGCAAAACAGCAUCACUGGUGUUAACCGAAUGCCCAUACUCAGGAUCUUAUUCUUAUCUUGCAAUGGUAUGUCAUAUUUUAAGAAGGGAAGAAUUAAUGGUUCUCUGGUGGAAGUCACCAGAUUUUGAAUUCUUGUUUGAAGGUUUUCUAACGCAAAAGAGUCCAAGCAAGCAGGAUCUUCAUACCUUGAUGCCUUCAGUUUGGUGGCCUGGUGCAUGUGAUGAUAUUUCCUGUGAAUCUAGCAUGUUGUUGACAACUGUAGCUUUAUCUGAGGCAGUCAGCAAGAUUGAGGAGAAGCACAGGGACCUCUGUCUUUUGGUCAUGCAGUUUAUACCACCUACAAAACCUCCCCAGUUACCUGGUUCGGUGUUUAGGACAUUUUUACAGAAUUUUUUGUUGAAGAAUAGGGGCGCAGAUCGCAAUGUGCCACCUCCUGGAGUUUCAAGCAACUCUGUUCUUGUUUCUUUGUAUACGGUCAUACUUCAUUUUCUAUCCGAAGGAUUUGCCAUGGGGGACAUAUGUGGUUGGUUGAGGAGCUGUGAAUCAAACAAUCACAAUGUUGGGUUUCUUCAUAGAGGUGGUGAACAUAGUUUCCCUGUAGAUUUAUUUCUUAAAAAUGAUUCUUAUCAAACUGACAUUUCAAGGCUUGGGGGAUCAUUUAGUCAUCUAUCAAAAUCUCAUCCUGCAUAUGAUCAGGAAAUGGAAGUAAUACGGUGGGAAGAAGGCUGUAUGGAUGAUGAAGAAACCAGAGUAACACACAAAACCACACAGAAACCAUGUUGUUGUUCAAGUUACGAUGUUGAACUGUCAAAAACGUCAAAGCAUCCAAUUAUGUAUACAGCAAAAGCUUCUCGUGUUCAUUGUACCCCUCUUCCCGAGAGGUCUGUGCAUGUUCCUGCUGAAUGCAGUGCAGGAAGUUUGAAUGAUGAGAUUGCAGACAAGCCUAGCACCGGUGAUCAUUCUGAGUCAGAGUUUGGUUAUUGCCCAAUGCGAGAUAUGAGGAUUUUGCCAAGGGAGAGUGACAUCUCUUCAGCUACACUGAGAGAAGAAGAACUUCUAGAUACUUUGCUUUUGUUGUAUCACAUAGGUCUUGCGCCAAACUUUAAACGGGCAUCAUACUACAUGUCUCAUCAGUCACAGUCAAUAUCACUUCUGGAAGAAACUGAUAAGCAAAUAAGAGAAAGAGGUUGUAGUGAACAAUUACGGCGUUUGAAGGAAGUUCGUAAUGAUUAUCGAGAAGAAGUUAUUGAUUGUGUCAGACAUUGUGCAUGGUAUCGCAUCUCUCUUUUCUCUCGCUGGAAGCAGAGAGGAAUGUAUGCAACAUGCAUGUGGAUAGUCCACCUGCUUUUGGUUCUUGGCAAAGUGGAUUCUUUAUUCGUAUAUGUACCUGAAUUCUAUCUUGAAACCAUGGUUGACUGUUUUCAUGUGUUGCGCAAGAGUGAUCCUCCAUUUGUUCCUUCUGCAAUAUUUGUUAAGCAAGGACUUGCCUCAUUUGUUACUUUCAUAGCUUCCCACUUCAACGAUCCAAGGAUAGUGAGCGCAGAUCUAAAGGAUCUUCUUCUCCAAUCUAUAUCAGUGUUGGUGCAGUAUAAGGAAUAUUUGGCAGUUUUUGAGGGCAAUGAAGCAGCCACGCAGAGAAUGCCAAAAGAAUUACUGUCAGCCUUUGAUAACAGAUCCUGGAUUCCAGUCACCAACAUUCUUCUGCGUUUGUGCAAGGGUUCCCGCAUUGCUUCUUCAAAGCAAGGAGAAUCAUCAUCAUCAUCUUCAUCAGUUGUUUUUCAGAAUUUGUUGCGAGAAGCUUGCAUCAAUGAUGAAGCAUUGUUCUCAGCCUUUCUGAAUCGCCUAUUUAAUACUCUUAGCUGGACAAUGACAGAGUUCUCUGUUUCUAUUCGGGAAAUGCAAGAAAAAUACCAGCUAUUGGAGUUUCAGCAAAGAAAAUGCUGUGUAAUAUUUGAUCUCUCAUGCAACCUUGCAAGACUUUUGGAGUUCUGUACCCGUGAGAUUCCUCAAGCGUUCUUAUCAGGAACUGAUACAAACCUCCGGAGGUUAACUGAAUUAAUUGUCUUUAUUCUCAACCACAUAACUUCAGCUGCAGAUACCGAGUUUUUUGACUUGUCGCUUAGACGCCAUGGUCAAUCGUCAGACAAAGGAAAUCGAGGCACGAUAUUAGCACCUCUUGUGGGGAUCAUUUUGAGUUUGAUGGAUGCAAGUGUGGAGAUGGAAUGUGGAGGGAAGAAUGAUCUUGUAGAUGUUUUUGCUAGCAUGGAGUGCCCUAGUAUUAUGCACUGUGGGUUUCAGUAUCUCUUGGAGUAUAACUGGGCUGGUUCAUGCAGAGGAGAUCCUUAUCUAGGGAAACUAGGGCAGCUCGAGAAUUUCUUGAGCCUUCUUAUGAGCCGAAUUGAGGUGCAACAAAUGGAACGGAUGAGAAGUGGAGGUGAAACAGGUGCUGAUGAUGGCAUCUGCUGCAUUUGUUAUACAAGUGAAGCAGAUGCAAAGUUUGUCCCUUGUUCCCAUAAGUCUUGCUAUGGCUGCAUAACAAGACAUCUCUUGAAUUGCCAUAGAUGUUUCUUUUGCAAUGCAACAGUGUUGGAGGUUAUUAAGAUUGGUGUAUAGAGAAUGUUAAGUCUCUGCUUCUUGUAUUUUCUGGUUGCCUGGAAUGUCCCGCUGGCAUGGCCUGAGAUCUUAGCUGGUCAUGGAUUUGUCAGUGACUGCUUUUGAAUCCCUAUUUUCUGGUGUCUUGGACUGAUGUGGCAUCCGACCUGUUUGCUUCUCAGUGCUUCCGUGGCAGCCCAUAGGUUUGUGAACCAGUGGCACAGAAGCUGGAAAAAAGGAAGGAAAAAGGCGAUAAAUUGAUGAACGAUGCUGGAAUAUGAAAAAUGAAUAUAUACUAUAUAUACUUAGGAAUAUACAUACAUAUAUGUAUUUGCUUUAUAUGUGGGUUUUCACUUCUCAAGGUGAAAAGGUGGAUGGGAGUUGGGAAGAAAAUUCUCAUAGGUUGAUUAAGAAUUUUGUAGGGAAAUUUGAGGGAAUUAUUUCUGUAAAUAUGAGAUGUAAAUGGCAAUGAAAAUAUGUGCUCUCUCUCUC